AUGGACAAAUGCGGCUUCGGCCGAGACCUGCCUCAGGCAAUGAUUCUCCGCGUCCUCAACCCAUCGUCCACACGAUUUCUCUCUACUACAGCUAUGAUACAUGAUUCGGCCGAAGAAAAGAGACAAGGAGAAAGAGAGAUUGUAAUCAGUUACCUCAUGGAGACUCAGCCGCAGCCGCAGCCGCAGCCACAGCAGCGUCGCCGUCGAAGACCAGCUUUCUCUUGUCAGGAAUGCCGUCGCCGCAAGAUCAAGUGCGAUCACAAUAACCCGUGCGCAAAUUGUUUGCGGUACAAGAUCCAAUGUAUAUACAAGACGUAUACGGAUGGCUUGAAUGACAAGCUCAUUGCCGUGAGUACCCAACAGCAUGAGUCGCCGCCCCAUACCGACAGCCCCCGGCCGCCGUCAGACAGCUCGGCUCCCGGACAAGUCGCUCAAGCUGCGGACUUGGGGAACAUCUCGGUGCCACUGCAGGGCAGCAGCUCAUCCACGUCCGGGGUCACAGCACCAGCGGCAACGGCCCCUCCCCCUGACCGCAAUGACCUGGGGGCCACUGUCAGUGAUCUUCUGCAUCGGGUACAGAAGCUAGAAGAAUCUUCAGCAAGGGGAUCCCGGACUAGUGACACUCCCCUUCACGACGUCUAUGCGCGCCAGUCGCCGGGGCCGCAAGAGUGGCAAGCCGUUCUGAACAAGUCAAGAGAUUGGGGCAGGAGUGGCUGGAUGGGAGCGGCUAAUGAAUUCGCUGCCAUCAUUGCCUGUUACAGUGAGAUCAUUGGCAGGCGUAGCAAGAACGACUUGUUUCAAGAGCCCGAAGCCUCGGCGCUGAUUUCGCAGGCUGGUGACUUGCUCCGGAAAUGCAAGAAUAGAGCAAGGAGCAUCAAGACCUGCCGGCCCACCAGAGGUCUCCCUUUGCCGGGCUUCGGAUCUGGGCCGCCUUCCCGUGAGAUGGCUGAUGCAAUGGCCGAUCUCUUCUUGACAUCAUUUGAAUCGACGCAUCGGAUACUUCACGUCCCUACUUUCUGGCACGAGUACCAGAGAUAUUGGGACAACCCAGACGGGGCGGCUCCUGGCCUAUGCCUCAAAGUUCUGCUCGUCAUUGGCAUAGGAUCAAGUCUGUACGAUCAUGGGGACAGAGCUGCGGCGCUUCGCAAUAUCGACCUGGUUCAGCAAUGGAUCUACGCCGCUCAGACCUGGCUUUCCGGGCCGCUGGAAAAGGACCGCCUGGACAUCUCCGGGCUGCAAAUCUACUGCUUGAGUAUCCUGGCCCGGCAGAUCUUCUCAAUCGGCGGCGAUACGAUAUGGAUCUCGAUCGGAUCGCUUGUCCACAGCGCCAUGCAAGUCGGAUUGCACCGGGACCCCAAGCACCUCCCGGUUAUAUCGGUCCUGCAGGCCGAACUACGCCGGAGGCUCUGGUACACUAUUCUCGAAAUGGUUGUCCAGGCGUCCCUGGAUUCGUCGAUGCCGCCAAGGAUCUCCUUUGAUGAAUUUGAUACCGAGCCCCCCUCCAACAUCAACGACGAUAAGCUCGGCGAGUCAACGACAGAACUCCACCCCCACCCCAAGGACACUUUCACAGCUACAUCCGUUCAGCUCGCCCUGAUCAAAUCGCUGCCCGUCCGCCUCCGCAUUGUCCAGCUCCUCAACGGCCUCCACUCCGAUAUCUCCUACGACCGAGUCCUCUCGCUCAGCUCCGAGCUAAUCAACGCCCUGCAGGCAUGCACUCACCAAAUGAAAGACGGUAACGGAUCUACCCCGUUCCAACGAAAUCUGCUAGACUACCUCAUCCGCCGGUUCAUGAUCCCCCUGCACUACUCCUUCAGCAACCAGGCGCGCACCAACCCCCUCUGCCACUACUCGCUCAAGCUCAGUCUCGACGCCGCCCUCGCCAUGGUCUCGCCCGAGCCGGACCCCGGCUUUGCCCGCCUGAUGGCUACAGCCGGGGGUCUCUUCCGCGAGGGCAACCGGUGCGCCACUACGGCCAUCAGCCUCGAGUUGCUGGCGCAUAUCGAAAAUCAGCGCCUUAACGGCACGUUGCACCGCACGCGCCAGUACCGUGACGUCCUGAAGCAGGCUGUCCGCGACCUCAUCGCGCUCUCUGAGGAGCGCAUCCGGCUGGGUGAGACGAAUGUGAAAAGCCACAUGUUUCUGAGUAUGAUUCUCGCGCAGGCCGAGGCGGUCGAGGCGGGGGGAGAUGUGGAAGUGUGGGUUACGCGAGCCGCGCGGGAUAGCUUAGAGUGGUGCGAUAAUCUGCUGGCGACGAGGGAGGACACCGGCUCGAGCCGGAUGGCGUCGCCUGAUGAGGCGGGACUGGUGGCGGCGGGGAUGGAAGGGUUUGGGCCGGACUUUGGGUGGGACUCUUUCUUUCCGGACGGGGGGUUGGGCUUUGGUCAGAGCUGGCUUGAAAGUAGAUAG
Molecule: messenger RNA, 2409 nt
Organism: Aspergillus udagawae
Lineage: Eukaryota; Fungi; Ascomycota; Eurotiomycetes; Eurotiales; Aspergillaceae
Product: Zn(II)2Cys6 transcription factor
Exons: 2
Coding region: 1-2409 (802 amino acids)
Biological process (GO): DNA-templated transcription; regulation of transcription by RNA polymerase II
Cellular component (GO): nucleus
Molecular function (GO): RNA polymerase II cis-regulatory region sequence-specific DNA binding; zinc ion binding; DNA-binding transcription activator activity, RNA polymerase II-specific
Source: RefSeq, a predicted model, not a curated record